Cladophialophora psammophila CBS 110553 is the source of this 498-nucleotide messenger RNA. RefSeq lists its product as uncharacterized. Gene Ontology annotation, molecular function: RNA binding. NCBI's taxonomy places the organism in Eukaryota, Fungi, Ascomycota, Eurotiomycetes, Chaetothyriales, Herpotrichiellaceae. The record is from RefSeq and is a predicted model, not a curated record. The coding region runs from base 1 to 498 and encodes 165 amino acids. Gene Ontology annotation, biological process: maturation of SSU-rRNA; mRNA splicing, via spliceosome. The transcript has a single exon. Gene Ontology annotation, cellular component: nucleolus; P-body; U4/U6 x U5 tri-snRNP complex.
AUGGAAAACCACAACUCCGCCUCCCCCGCCGGCGGCGCACCCUCGAGCUCCUCGGACCCCAAAGACCCAGCCUCGUUCCUGUCCUCGAUAAUUGGCGUGCCCGUGACCGUCAAGCUCAACUCGGGCGUCGUCUACAAGGGCGAAUUGCAGAGCGUGGACGGGUAUAUGAACAUCGCGCUGGAAAAGUGCAGCGAGUACGUGGACGGGAAGCUGCGGCGCAGGUACGGCGAUGCGUUUGUCAGGGGGAAUAAUGGUAAGGUUUUUUCUUCUUCUUCUUCUUCUUCCACACCUUUCCCCCGCGACCGUGCAGAAGGACCGAGGAAGAGGAAGGGUGAUGGUGACAAGGGCAGCUAUGGUGGCUAUGAAGGAGGAUGGGAAAUUGCGAGUCAAAGGCAAAGAGGGAGAAGAAAGGAAGGAUUGGACGUGGAGACGUGGUUGAAGAGAACUAUACUGACAUGGCUAUGUGACGAUGCAGUGCUCUAUAUUUCGAGCGAGUGA